CGACAACGUAAAUCUACUCAACAACAAAAAGGCAAAAAGCUGCCAGUGCCAAGUCAGUGCCAGCCUUGACUUGUGUCGUUGUGAGCUCAGCUCAGCACGAGAAAGCUAGAGGUAGAUAGAUCUACGCUUUGUUUGUAGUUUGACCAAAGGCAAAAAGCCUCUGUGAAGAUUGUCGUCAGUGAUCCUGCGUCGCCUCUGCUAUCUACUUGCAGCGCUUACUAGCCGACUACCGCCGUGGAUAGCCACGAGACCGUUCUCGUGUGAGGCUGGGGGAUGCUGGCUAUUUCAGUAUUUUGACAGAUUUGAGCUUCUAAUAGUACUAGCGUACGGUUCGUUCAAUGACACAUGCUCGCUCCUAGCUGAGUCCUAGCGGAGGUGGAUGUCCUAGCGGAGGUGGAUGAUUGUUGUUCGGAAGGAUGAUGGGCAGCAGCAAGGACUGGAACUUUCUUCUAAUCCUGUGCACUAUUUUGUACCAGUCGCUACAGGGAGCCUUAGGCGAGGAGUUCCUGUGUGCGUGUGCAGAAGUGCCUUCAUGCAAUGUAAAUCUGACUACUUGUAGCAGUGAAGUUGGCUGCUAUUCUAUCAGCAGAUAUGAUCAUGACAAAGUGGAGAAGGGUUGUUUGGGGUUCGGCUUGCCGGGUUGCUUGCCGAUUCCUGGUUACGUAUGCUGCUCGUCAGUGAACUUCUGCAAUGCUGCUUUGAAUCCCGCUGCACCAUCUGGUCCCACUCAAUCCACAACAGAAGGCAACGAGACGGUGACACCUGCUAGCCAUGGUGGUAUCCGCACAUUCCACAUUGCUAUUUACGCUGUCCUGGCUGUUGGUAUCGUUUUCAUGGCAAUUGUGUCCAUUUUAUUGGGAUACCGGCAUCACAAGAAUAAAACGCAACCUGCUACGUCGCAGCAGUCAUCCACGCAAGACCUACCCACGGUGUUGAAUGCGGACGCCGGAUCCAUGUCGACCGAUAUGCUUCCCUGCACUCCCGGAUCCACCAUGCUGACGGAUCCCGCCAGCACGCAGAGUUCCAGGUCCGUGGACUCCUUUUUGCAGGGCGAUAGCUUGUACGGGAGCAGCUCAGGGACCGGCUACCCAUACCUGAUUCAGCGCACUGUGGGUCGUGAACUCACCUGGAAGAAUAAGAUCGGCGCCGGGAAAUUCGGAGAGGUUUGGCGCUGCUACUGGCACAAGCAGAACAAGCACAUUGCCGUCAAGUGUUCUAAGAGCAGGUCUGAAGGCGAAUGGGGUCGAGAAGUACAGAUCUAUGAGUCGAGUAUGACACGGCACAGCAACAUCCUGGGCUUCAUUGCCGCUGACCUGUGCGACAGAGAUGGCGUCACCCAAAUGCUCAUCUUGACCGAGUACCACCGGAGAGGCUCGCUACACUCCUACCUGGAGAACGAAGAGCUCACGAUGGAUUCAUUUCUUCGCCUGGCGGGAUCCGUGGCCAAUGGCCUGCUUCAUUUGCACUCUAUAGUGCACGGCAGCACGGGCACCAAGCCAGGGAUGGCGCACCGAGACGUCAAGUCCAAGAACAUUCUCGUCAAGGACAAUGGCGAAGCUUGCAUCUGUGAUCUUGGUCUGGGCGUCAUCUAUGACCCGUCAAAAGUCAAGAAAAUCCCGUUUGAGGUGAAGCGAGUGAUGGUGGGUACGCGUCGCUACAUGCCACCUGAGGUCCUGCAGGGAACAAUCAACAAGUACAGCUUUGAGUCCUUCAAGCUGGCCGAUACGUACUCGUUCAGCUUGGUUCUGUGGGCCAUAGCACGCCGCUGUAACUAUCUGGGAGUAGAAGGCGGCGCUGAUACGUACUUGGAGCCGUUUGGUGAAAUGGUUGGCGAUAAUCCCACCUAUCCGGAAAUGAUCGAGGUUGCCAUUAACCAGAAACAGCGUCCGCAUAUUCCUAGUGGAUGGUAUGAUCAUCGUAUCAUGAAAGAGAUUGGGCGGAUAUGUCGAACUUGCUGGAAGGAGAAGCCAAGUUCUCGCUUGACCAUGUCUCGCGUCGCCAAGAACAUCACCAGGCUGAGUGUGGCGUUUGACAUGAAGGAGGGGGAUGAAGAGUCUGACAGUGGCUGUGGAGACGAUGCCGCAGCGUGGAACACACACCAGUUUCGCCACCAGCCGCAGAACGCGGAGGUGCUGACAGUCUCGACACGCAUCGAGAUGGACACGCCUGAGCAAUCGGGUCUGUCACGCCGCAUGCCCGCUCCGAGCUUAGCCGAGGGGAACUGCGCACCUGCCACAGGUGGUGAAGGAACACCACGGGCACCGCUGUUACUGUCCUCAUCAUCGCCACAACAACAUGAACCUGGAGAUCAGCAAACAUGGCAACAUGAGCAGCAGCAGCCGCAGCAGCAGCAGCCGCCGCAGCAGCCCUUGGAGCAGUUUCAAGGGCAGGAACAGCCAGUGACGGGGGAACAGCAGCAGGAGCGCAGUUCUGUGAGCCUGGGCAUGUCAGCGCGACACGCCAGAUUGCUCAGUGGUCGUGUCAGUGGACCCACAGACGUAUAGCAACGCGUACCAGUAUCGGGUGACACGCCAGGCUCCUGUUCCACCGUCACCUCUUCAUGCUUCUCCGCUAUGUCCAGAUGACACUUCACUUUUCAGGCCCAAUCUGGGGUUUUGCACGGCUCUCUCAAUGCCAAACACACAAUCGUGGGCUGGGUGCUUCUAAGUACACAUACAACAGUGCUGAGAGAGUGUGUGCACACGGGAUUGUCCGGUGAAGUCUAUGUAUCUGCUGCACCAGUCCAGGCACCGAGCAUAUCCAGCCGGCCACAUGUCAACUUUUGAAUCCAAUCGAUCGCGCACUGCAGCACCUCAUCAUGGGUAGUAUCCCUGCCGUUGCCGUUGCCAUUCAUCACAUUGAGAGUAUGACUGUAUUACUGUAUGAUGUGUGCCCUGUCUAGUGUCUAGUGUCUAGUGUACAGAGUAUGUUGAUCUUACUAUAUUUGUUCUGUGCUAUUCUAAGUGAGAACGCUUGCGUAUAUGUGCACACAUGCACACGCACGCACACACAUGCACGCACACGUGCGCGCGCACACACACACACACAGACACAAACACACGUGCACAUGCACAGAGAGAGAGAGAGAGAGAGAGAGAGAGAGAGAGAGAGAGAGAGAGAGAGAGAGAGAGAGAGAGAGAGAGAGAGAGAGAGAGAG
Molecule: messenger RNA, 3157 nt
Organism: Sycon ciliatum
Lineage: Eukaryota; Metazoa; Porifera; Calcarea; Leucosolenida; Sycettidae
Product: bone morphogenetic protein receptor type-1B-like
Exons: 11
Coding region: 417-2504 (695 amino acids)
Biological process (GO): cellular response to growth factor stimulus; protein phosphorylation; cell surface receptor protein serine/threonine kinase signaling pathway
Cellular component (GO): signaling receptor complex; plasma membrane
Molecular function (GO): transmembrane receptor protein serine/threonine kinase activity; ATP binding
Source: RefSeq, a predicted model, not a curated record